CUUCUUGCUCGUCCUCUCCCUCAUCACCAACCUCCCUUCCUCCUCUCUCUCUCUCCCCUCAUCUCUCUCGCCUUAUAACUCUGCUGUCCCUGCAGCUUCACAAGGCUCGUUUUCUAUGCUCAGCCUCGCCCGCAGGACUUUGAACCGUGUCCCCAGCUUUCAGGAUAUUCUACAAGGCAGGAUGACCCACCCCGAUAUCUCCGUCGACGUUCUCGUCAUUGGUGCCGGUCCUACUGGUCUCGGUGCCGCGAAGCGUCUUAACCAGAUUGAUGGCCCCUCUUGGUUGAUCGUUGACAGCAACGAGACUCCUGGUGGUCUUGCUUCCACCGAUGUGACCCCCGAAGGUUUCCUCUUCGAUGUUGGUGGUCACGUCAUCUUCUCCCACUACAAGUACUUCGACGACUGCAUUAACGAGGCUCUCCCCAAGGAUGACGACUGGUACACCCACCAGCGUAUCUCCUACGUUCGCUGCCAGGGCCAAUGGGUUCCCUACCCCUUCCAGAACAACAUUUCCAUGCUUCCCAAGCAUGAGCAGGUCCGCUGUAUCGAUGGCCUGAUCGAUGCUGCCCUCGAGGCUCGUGUUGCCAACACCAAGCCCCAGAACUUCGAUGAGUGGAUUGUUCGCCAGAUGGGUGUCGGUAUCGCCGACCUUUUCAUGAGACCCUACAACUUCAAGGUUUGGGCUGUGCCUACGACCAAGAUGCAAUGUGCCUGGUUGGGUGAGCGUGUUGCUGCCCCUAAUGUCAAGGCCGUGACGACCAACGUUAUCCUUAACAAGACCGCUGGUAACUGGGGUCCUAACGCUACUUUCCGUUUCCCCGCCCGUGGUGGUACCGGUGGUAUCUGGAUUGCCGUCGCCGACACUCUCCCCAAGGAGAAGACUCGCUACGGUGAGAAGGGCAAGGUCGUUAAGGUCAAUGCCAACAACAAGACCGUUACCCUGGGUGACGGUACCACUGUCGGCUACAAGAAGCUCGUCUCCACCAUGGCUGUGGACUACCUCGCUGAGCAGAUUGGCGACCAGGAGCUCGUUGGCCUCACCAAGCAGCUCUUCUACUCCUCCACUCACGUCAUUGGUGUUGGUAUCCGUGGUACCCGCCCCGAGAGAAUCGGUGACAAGUGCUGGCUCUACUUCCCCGAGGACAACUGCCCCUUCUACCGUGCCACCAUCUUCUCCAACUACUCCCCCUACAACCAGCCCGAGGGCUCCAAGAAGCUCCCCACUCUGCAGCUUGCGGAUGGCUCCAAGCCCCAGAGCACUGAGGCUCAGGAGGGUCCUUACUGGUCCAUCAUGUUGGAGGUUUCCGAGUCUUCGAUGAAGCCUGUCAACUACGAGACUCUCCUGGCUGAUUGCAUCCAGGGUCUCGUCAACACCGAGAUGCUGAAGCCCACUGAUGAGAUUGUCUCCACCUACCACCGCCGCUUCGACCACGGCUACCCCACCCCCUCCCUGGAGCGUGAGGGCGCUCUUACCCAGAUCCUGCCCAGACUCCAGGAGAAGGACAUCUGGACCCGUGGCCGCUUCGGUAGCUGGCGCUACGAGGUCGGUAACCAGGACCACUCUUUCAUGCUCGGUGUUGAGGCUGUGGACAACAUUGUCAACGGCGCUGUCGAGCUGACCCUCAACUACCCUGACUUCGUCAACGGUAGACAGAACACCGAGCGUCGGCUGGUUGACGGCGCCCAGGUUUUUGCUAAGAGCCAGGCGCAGUAAAGGGUUGAAAUGUUAAUAGAUUUACACGGGUUUUAAUUUCUUUUUUCUUGAAUGAUUCCAGGCAAGGGGCAAAAGAUUUGUUUAGAGAUCUGAUUACGAUCAACGGGAGCCAUAUUUCAUCAUUUUUUCUUCUUGUCCUAUCUAUUUAACUUAUCUUACCAAGUUUUUUUUUCUUUUUUACUCUUGGCUCAUUGACAGCGAUGUAUGGGAGAUGUUCUUGGCAUUGUGAUGCGUAUCAUCAUCCACUUUUCUAGCCGCCUUUUGCUCCAUCCACUAGACAUGAAUAGAAGUUGCUUAUCGAACGCGUGUUUUUCUUUG
Messenger RNA from Aspergillus welwitschiae, 2032 nucleotides. Its product is annotated as protoporphyrinogen/coproporphyrinogen oxidase. Lineage: Eukaryota; Fungi; Ascomycota; Eurotiomycetes; Eurotiales; Aspergillaceae. The coding region runs from base 116 to 1714 and encodes 532 amino acids. The record is from RefSeq and is a predicted model, not a curated record. The transcript is spliced from 6 exons.